Rana temporaria (common frog) is the source of this 805-nucleotide messenger RNA. It is a transcript of the gene RAMP2, whose product is annotated as receptor activity modifying protein 2. The transcript has 4 exons. Gene Ontology annotation, molecular function: coreceptor activity. The coding region runs from base 128 to 616 and encodes 162 amino acids. The record is from RefSeq and is a predicted model, not a curated record. Lineage: Eukaryota; Metazoa; Chordata; Amphibia; Anura; Ranidae. Gene Ontology annotation, cellular component: cell surface; membrane; signaling receptor complex. Gene Ontology annotation, biological process: intracellular protein transport; regulation of G protein-coupled receptor signaling pathway; cellular response to hormone stimulus.
UAAUCUUAUUAUUUACACGAAUUCUGUAUUUGUGCAGGAAAGGGCUCCGCUUCCUGAACUGCUGGUCUCUUUUAAUUCCCACUCAGCUGCUUGUGCUGUGUUAAAAAAAAACUGGGAGAGAGAGAGGAUGGAGAGUGGAAUUCUGUGCAUGUUCACAAGCGCGCUGUGCCUGAUCACUUGGGCUACUGGCUCAACAAUAGCACCUGGGAACAUAACACGAACAGAAGACAAUGUAUCCAGCACAAGAAAUUAUAUUAUUGCUGAUGAUUAUCCUUCAGAGGUUCAGAAGUGUUGGGACAAUUUUGAUAACAGAAUGAACAGGACUUUUCAUGACCACUGGUGUACAUGGGAUUCUGUUGUCAGAUUCUACAAUGACUUACAAAUAUGUCUGGAAUACAGUGCCGAUAUCCUCUCUCUUGCAUAUCCUAAUGACUUGGCACAUUACACAAUUCUAAAUGCUCAUCUAAAGUUUUUCAUCAAUUGUGCUGUGCCUGAAGAAUUCAUGGAUCCUCCAGAGAAUGUGCUGCUGGCAUUAAUAUUUGCACCGAUCUGUAUAAUUCCAUUUUUGGUUACCCUUGUUGUCUAUAAGAGCAAUACGAGCAAACCACAAACUUAGGCUUUACUGUGGACUUUACUAAGCACUGUGAUUAUGUCCUAAAACUGUUUGUUAAGGUGUUAGCAGAAAGCUUGGAUAUACUCUGGUCAAUUUUUUACGACCAUACCCAUUACUCAUGUUCUAGAGUUCAAGUCUCAGACUGUCCAUCACAUCAAAUGUAAUAUGUUCUUCAGUAGUAAUUUAAUAGAC